Frieseomelitta varia is the source of this 1711-nucleotide messenger RNA. RefSeq names its product MFS-type transporter SLC18B1-like. The record is from RefSeq and is a predicted model, not a curated record. Bases 476 to 1696 code for a protein of 406 amino acids. NCBI's taxonomy places the organism in Eukaryota, Metazoa, Arthropoda, Insecta, Hymenoptera, Apidae. The transcript has 7 exons. Gene Ontology annotation, molecular function: transmembrane transporter activity. Gene Ontology annotation, biological process: transmembrane transport.
UAAUCUACUCUUCCAUCGUACAACCACGGAUUAUGCAGCUCGAAACAAGAAACGAAACGUCGAACUCGCUCUCAACGCUACCCGAUAAUGAGAAUUAUAGCUGUGGCAGCACGCCGUAUCGUUCGACCUUCGACCCUUGCUCUCUCCCGUUGCUUCCCGAAGAUUCCCUUGUUGAAAACCAACCGGUCCCUCGAGCAGUCGGGUCACAGACGUUCCGAGAGCACACCCGGGAACGAACCGGGUUGAACGCUGUUAAACGUACGCGCGCAAACAAGCGAGAGGCCGAGGAAAGUGACAAGGGUGAAGCGAAUCGAUCGACGAUCAGUCGACGACCGAUUGGCCUUGGUAUUUGGCGGUGGUCCCUGAUGCCACGCGACGAAAACCAUCUCCAACGCUCGAACUGUCGAGGCAGAGGGUGGUGAACGACAAAGACCGAAAGGUGUCGUUGAACGAGGUGGAAAGAAAGGUCACUACGAUGAUGGCUCAAUUCACCAAGAGGCAAUGGCUCACGUUGAUCGUCAUCAGCCUCGCCGAUUUUGCUAACGCGAUCUGCGUGUCGCUACAGGCGCCGUUCUAUCCGCAGGAGGCUGAGAAGAAAGGAGCAUCGCCGUCGGAAUAUGGAUUGGUCUUUGGGAUUUUCGAGUUCAUCGUCUUUAUCAUCAGUCCGAUCUAUGGACAAUAUUUACACCGAAUCGGGCCAAAACUAUUGUUCAACGGCGGCAUCAUGACGACCGGAACGUGUGCCAUUUUCUUCGGCCUGCUGGACAAGGUGAACGGCCAUUAUCCCUUCAUAGUCCUUUCGUUCCUGAUUAGAAUCGUCGAGGCUAUGGGGAACGCGGCGUUUCUCACCGCCAGCUUCGCCAUUAUCGCCAAAGAAUUCCCGGAUAACGUGGCUACCACCUUCGCCAGCCUGGAGACAUUUUUUGGUCUGGGUCUCAUUGUCGGUCCUACCGUGGGCGGUGCGCUUUAUCAGGUUGGUGGAUACAUAACACCAUUCGCUGUUCUAGGAUCAGCUCUCUUCACGACUGCAGUUAUGACCAUUUUUAUCCUGCCAGUUCACCCUAAUAACAACGAGGCUGCUCAUAAUACAGUGGGCAUGACGAAAGCUCUGAGAAUCCCGGGCGUGCUGAUCGCCACGUCGUCCAUAAUCGCGACCAGCAUGAGCAUAGGAUUUUUGCAAGCUACGUUGGAACCGCAUUUAAGGCAAUUCAAAUUGAGCCCGAUCGUUCUGGGUUUAAUGUUCGUCAUUAACGGCGGAACUUACGCAAUUGCCGCUCCUGCGUGGGGUUGGCUCUGCGACAAGCAUUCACAUCCAAAAGUGGCCACGGUGGCCGGAUCUGUUCUCGUGGUCGUAGGAUUUUGUUUAGUGGGCCCGGCACCUUUUAUACCGUGUUCAACCACGCUGUGGAUGACAGUCUGUGGUCUGGUGGUUCACGGUUUAGGUAUGGCUGCACAGCUGGUUGCCAGUUUCACGGAUGCCUUGAGAACGUCGAUACAAUACGGUUUUUCAAAUAACCUGGAGACGUAUGGCCUAAUCAGUGGACUGUGGACCAGCACGUUUGCUCUCGGAGCCUUCAUCGGUCCGAGCGUGGCAGGAAUUUUACUAGACAAUAUUGGAUUUAGAAACGCAACUAUGUUCAUCGUGCUUCUUCACAUGCUCGUGGUAAGAUACCAUUCAUCUGAUAACAGCAACUAAGCUUAAACCUCUGUC